CAAGUCGUGCGUAUCGUGUAGGAAAGAGAAGAAGGUAGGGCGGUCGCGAACGGCGGCUGGCGAAGGGCGGGCGAGGGCUCCAGCCAGUCACUCUUGGACGGCCCGCGAGCUCGCUCGCGCCCGCGCGCCCUUCGCUCGCCCCCGCGACUUGCCGCGAGAUUCAAACUACCGCGGCGAUGUGAUAGCGCCAACAUGAUGCCCUUCAGAAUAAUGUUCCGAAUGAUCCAAAUUGUACUUUUGGUGCUAGUUAUCUUGUACUUUAACUCCGUCAUGAGCGGUCAAGUGAGAGAUAAAGAUAAAGGGGAAAAAGUACCCAUAGGUGUGGUGUUUGACCAAAACACAGAAGAGAUCCAGAACGCGUUCAAAUUCGCGAUAAUGCAGCAUUCCACGCUCAACAAGACUUCGAAGCUAGACUUCCAGCUGUACGUGGACGUUAUCAACACCGCGGAUGCUUUUAAACUCUCCAGGCUCAUCUGCAACCAGUUCGCCCGCGGCGUCAUCGCAUUCCUGGGUGCGGUCACACCGGACUCCUUCGACACUUUGCAUUCGUACACCAACACCUUCCAGAUGCCUUUUGUCACGCCCUGGUUCCCUGAAAAGGUUAUUCCCCCGUCGUCUGGGCUCAUCGACUACGCCGUGAGCAUGCGUCCCGAUUAUCACCGCGCCGUCAUAGAUACCAUCACACAUUACGGCUGGAAACACGUCAUCUACAUCUACGAUUCACAUGACGGGUUGCUACGUCUACAGCAAUUGUACCAAAGCCUGCAGCCGGGAAACGCAACGUUCCGCAUAUCGAACGUUAAGAGGGUGAACAACGCGAGCGACGUGGUAGCGUUCCUCGCGGCGCUCGAACGCCUUGACCGCUGGAGCAACAAAUACGUCGUUCUAGACUCCACCACUCAGCUCGCCAAAGAAGCCCUCGUUCAACACGUGCGAGACGUCCAACUCGGUCGCCGGAACUAUCAUUACUUUUUAAGCGGAUUAGUGAUGGAUGACCGCUGGGAAAAGGAAGUCGCCGAAUUUGGAGCUAUUAAUAUUACUGGAUUUAGAGUCCUGGAUUUUUCUAGAAAAAUGGUUCGAGAUUUCAUCGAUGAAUGGAAACGGAACUCAAUAUCGGCUCAGGCGGCGCUGACGUACGAUGCAGUGCAAGUGUUGGUGGAUGCCAUCUUGCGGCUCCUCCGCAAGAAGCCCGACAUAUUCAGGAGCCCGAUCCGGCGCAACGCCAAUGUAAAUGCAAGCCGUAUCUUGGACUGCAACCCUAAAGGAGACAAGAUAAUGCCUUACGAACAUGGAGACAAAAUAUCAAGAAUGAUCAAAAAGACGGAGAUAGAUGGCUUGACGGGCGUCGUGAGGUUUAAUGAAGAGGGCCACCGCAAGAAUUUCUCUCUGCAAGUCAUGGAGAUGACUGUUGAAGGGGAAAUGAUAAAGAUCGCAACUUGGUACGACAACAAAGGCUUUGUGCCGGUAGUGCCGAAGCUGCCGGGCCCAAGUAUCCCGGGGGUGUACAACAGGAACAAGACCUAUAUAGUGUCGACCAUAGAAGAGCCCCCCUACAUAAUGCGUCGAAACUCGGACUACGCGGAAUUCACGCCUAACGAUCCGUACAAGGGGUUCUGCGUUGACCUCGCCAAAAUGUUAUCGGAUAAGUUGGAAAUCAAGUAUGAAAUAAGAGUUGUUAAAGAUGGCAAAUACGGAAGUGAAAAUCCCAAAAUUAUAGGUGGCUGGGAUGGAAUGAUCGGUGAAAUAUUACGCAAAGAAGUCGACAUGGCCAUAGCUCCUCUCACCGUCACAGUUGAAAGGGAAACAGUAGUUGAUUUCAGUAAACCGUUUUUGUCAUUCGAUAUAAAGCCGAGUCUUAAAAAUAUCGCUGAUGAGCCAGGCGCCAUUUUCAGCUUCCUUGAUCCACUCUCUACUGAAGUUUGGCUCUGUUUGAUGUUCAGCGUGUUGGCCGUGACUGUGGUGUUGUUUAUUGUAUCAAGAUUCUCACCAUACGAGUGGCGAGUAGUAUCCUACACGGAUACUCAAUCUUCCGAGCACACAGAAGUUGCAACUACUAAGACUACGGUCGUCAACGAGUUCAGCUUUUGGAAUUCUAUGUGGUUCUCAGUGGGCUCCUUUAUGCAGCAGGGCAGCGACAUUACGCCGAGAUCGGUGUCUGGCAGAAUUGUAGGUACAGUUUGGUGGUUUUUCACGUUUAUUGUAAUAUCUUCGUACACGGCCAGCCUCGCUUCUUAUCUCACGCUACAACGCAUAGCCGAGCCCUCUCAGACGUACAGCAAAGUGGCAGCUUGCCCCGAGGAUACUUCUGAAGGAAUAAGGAGCAUCGCCAUACCUCGCAGUCGCCAUAGUUGGCUAAGUUAUUUACUCGACCACUCUUCUGCUGGUGACGAUGCUGACAAACCAUGCGAGAUGUUGGUCACUGUGACAAACUCUGGUGUGAAAGACUUUGCUGUAGCUUUACAAAAGGGAUCAGAAUUACGGGAUGGCAUCAAUCUAGCACUGCAAUCUCUAAAAGACGACGGUGAGCUUCAAAAACUCAUACGCAAAUGGUUUACUAAAGCGGAGUGUGACGUCGCCGAACAGAAUGUGCACGUGACUGAACUGACGUUGGGUCAAGUGGCCGGUCUAUUCUACGUGCUGGUGGGCGGCCUGGCGCUGGCGCUGGGCGUGGCGCUGCUGGAGUUCUGCCAGCACGGGCGCGCGGAGGCAGCGCGCGCCAACGUGCCGCUGCGCGCCGCGCUGUCCGCCAAGGCGCGCCUCGCCUCGCGCGCCGACCACAAGCCCUCGCAUGCCCACACGCACGCCUCCAGGCAGAUGCAGCGCGAGCACGAACGACUCGGGUGGAAUGGAGGAGCCUAUGCUGGAUACUACACGCCGGCGAACCAGAUCGGCCAGGAGGAGACGGCGUUGCACGCAAGCUUCACGCAAGUGUGAUCCGCGGCGCGGGAGCCCGGCCCCGCGUGCCGCGCGUCCCACUCCAAGCAGUCCUCCAACGUAGAUCUCUAUCAGCU
Cydia splendana is the source of this 3011-nucleotide messenger RNA. RefSeq names its product glutamate receptor 1-like. The coding region runs from base 193 to 2934 and encodes 913 amino acids. The transcript has 18 exons. The record is from RefSeq and is a predicted model, not a curated record. Gene Ontology annotation, molecular function: transmitter-gated monoatomic ion channel activity involved in regulation of postsynaptic membrane potential; glutamate receptor activity. Gene Ontology annotation, cellular component: postsynaptic density membrane; plasma membrane. Lineage: Eukaryota; Metazoa; Arthropoda; Insecta; Lepidoptera; Tortricidae. Gene Ontology annotation, biological process: synaptic transmission, glutamatergic; monoatomic ion transport; modulation of chemical synaptic transmission.